Molecule: messenger RNA, 3962 nt
Organism: Cinara cedri
Lineage: Eukaryota; Metazoa; Arthropoda; Insecta; Hemiptera; Aphididae
Source: the annotation of a GenBank genome assembly
AUGGAAUUGAAUUCUUUGUUGUCAAACAAAGGACUAGACUUAAGAUUUUUGAAUUUGACAUAUGAAGUAAACACCUGGACAGACUUAUUAAAAAUAGGUAUGGAUUAAAUUGUGUAAAAUAGCUAUUGUGUAAAAAUAUUGUAAGAAUACUAUUUUUGAUAAUACAUUAUUUACAGAAAAAAAAACUAUUCUAAAUGGUGUCAGUGGUGCGUUCUAUCAUGGUAAACUAUGUGCAAUUAUUGGAUGUUCAGGGUCUGGUAAAACAUCUCUAUUAAAUGCAUUAUCUGGUUACAAGUGAGUUAAAUUGUGUUUUUAUUAACUAGAUAAAUCAUCUAGACAAGUGUAUGGAGUUAAAAGAUAAAAGAAAGAAGACAAAAAAGAAAUUUGUACAUAAAAGUUAACUAAUAAUUGAUAAACAUUAGAGAGAAUAGAUUGAGAUGGCUUCGGUUUGUUGUACGGAGAGAAGAGAUAGUGGCAGUAAAUAAUGUUAUGAAAAUAGUUGAUGGAAGUUAAAGCUGAUUAUAGUAGUUAGAUUAUAGUUAAGUAGCUGAUUAUAAGAUCUUAUCAUUGUUAUUGAAGACGAAAACAAAAAGAAGAUUGAAGAAAUAAUUUAGUAUUGAAGUGAUUUAAAAUGUUUAAAUAAUAUUUAUUUAUAAUACUGAAUAUCUUCUCCUUUUCCUUCAUCCUAACUUUUUGGGAUCACCCACCCUUGUCUUAUACUUGACCCAAUCUCCCACCAUAUAUACACCAGAUGCAUUCAAUGACAUUCAACUUCCUCUUUUUCAAUCUUCUUCUUCCCUUUUUCUUCCUGUUUAUUUUCAUUAAAAUCCUUACUGCUAAUUUGUCUCUUCUUAUUUUACAACACUGAAUAUAGUGGAUAUUAUUUUAUUUAUAAGGUCUAGCGGUUAUUCAGGAACAAUUUUGACUAACAACAAACCUCUGGAAAUGGAUUCAUUUAAAAAACAAUCAUGUUAUAUAAUGCAAGAAGACCAUCUACAUGAGCAAUUAACAGUUAGAGAAGCAAUGGAAUUUGCAUCAAAAUUAAAAUGUUUAACAUUAUCAUUGGAUGAAUGUAAAAUUGAAAUGGUAAAAUUUAAAUUAAACUUUUAAUAAUUUCAAAUCAUUAAUCAGCAACAAUUUUAGAUAGACUACAUUUUGGAAAAUCUAAACCUUCUGAAAAUUCAAAAUACAUUUACAAUGCAUUUGUCAGGAGGUGAACGUAGAAAACUAUCAAUUGCAUUAGAACUAAUUCACAAUCCAAAUAUCAUGUUUUUCGAUGAACCUACUAGGUGAGCUACAUUCUUGUUGUUUUAAUAUAAUAUCAAAUAAUUAGAUUUAAAAGUCUGAAUGAAUUAUUAUUCAAAAAUUAUUAUCAAAUUAUUAUUUAAAUAGUAAUUUCUAUUAAAUGUUCAACUAUAUUAGUAUAUUCUUUGGCGUUCAAUUAUUUAUAAUUAUUAUUAUCAUAUAAACUAGCGGACUGGAUAGUUCAUCAGCAAAACAAGUUUUGGUUACAUUAAAGGAUCUCGCCAAUUCUGGCCGUACCAUAGUUUGUACAAUACACCAAGCUUCCGCUUCACAGUUAAAGCAAUUUGAUAUCCUCUAUAUACUCACUCCAUCUGGCCAGUGUAUUUACCAUGGUAUGACAUCAAAUCUAUUAGAUUAUCUAGCCAUUCAAGGUCUACGAUGUCCAUUGUAUCACAAUACUGCAGACUACAGUUAGUGAAAUAAUAAUUUACAUCAUAGUAUUAUGUAUAAACAUUAUAAAAUAAAUUAAUGGUUCUUAUAGUUAUUGAAAUAAGUGUUGGAGAGUAUGGUGAUCAAGCAGAAAAACUGGUAAAGUAUAUUAACAACGGAAAAUCUACAGAAUGGUUUGGAAGUAAUAUUCAAGAACAUUUAGUUUUAGGUUGGUAAAAAUUAUAAAUAUUUUCUAAUUAGUAAUAUUUUUGUAAUUAAAUUUUUAGUAUUGUUUAUCAAAAUAAAUUUUGGGUAGGGACCCAUUGAUUUAAGAUGUAAGUUCUGUAAAAUUAUAGAGUAUUUCACCAUAUACCUAUGUUCUGUUUUAAUAUUUUUUAGAUUCUGAGUGAGAAAUGUAUUAGUUUUAUAAUGAUGUCUUUUUUUUUGUUCUAUGAAGAUCUUUUAUACUGGAAAUUUUACUCGGAUUUUCUAGUGUAGCACUUUUUCUGAAAAAAAUUUAGACUGAAGUGGUACUUUAGGGAAAUCAUUUUUUGAUUUUCCCAGGGGUUUUUGUAAUAAAUGAGAAAAUGUACGAAAUAUAUUAUUUUCAAAUCGUAAAUAUUGCAGUCUUUUAAAAUAUGUAUAACUGAACUAAGCUCAGAAUAAUUUUUCGGUGGCAAUGAUUAAUUUGUGCAUACAGCUAUACUUUAAAUUUCCCCUCUACCUACCAAACUUCUCACAUACAACAAAGGGCUACCUAUCGUGCGAAGUAUGUCUGUUUGUUUCUUAUAACAAACAAUCAAAUAUUAAGUACAAUUUUCAAUAAAACUUACAUAAACCUAUAAUGUGAAAAAUUUGUACUUUACAGAAAAUCAGGUACCAACUGUUCUAGUCAGUGAUAAAAUUAAAGAAAAAAAGUGUGCAAAACAAAAUCAUUACUAUCACUUAAUUCAGUUCAUUAUAUUAUUGCAUAGAUGUGCUGUUAAAGUUUUAAGAGAAAAAGUAUUUAGAAUUUGAAUUGAAAUUUGUCACCAAAAUAAUAUAUUUAUGAUAUUGUCUUGUGUUAACAGUUUGUCACUACAAGAUUAUUGGUUCACAUUAUUGUUAGUGCUGUAUACGGUUGGGUAUAUUUUAGUGUUGGUGUUAACGCAUCAUUCAUUCAUGACAAUCUUAUGUUGUUGUUCUUCAGUUUAUUGUUUAUUAUGUAUACUGCUAGUUCUUCAAUGAUAAUAAAUUGUAUGAUGGUAACAGAUUAUUAUAAUAAUUUAAUACAUACUAAAAUAAGUUUAUAUGCGUGCACUUUAUUAAUAAUUUUAUAUUACAGUUCCUUUAGAAAUACCAAUUCUUUCAAAAGAACAUUUCAAUCAAUGGUAUUCAUUAUCAUCAUAUUAUCUGAGUUUUACAAUAAUAGAUUUACCAAUUCAGGUAAUUUAUAACUAAAAAUAUUUUUUGAAAAAAAAAUCACAAAUUCUAAGAAUUUAUUGUUGUUUUAAAUUUAUUUGAAACAAUUUGAUAUUUUUUAAGUGUAGUAAAUAAAUUAAGUAUAACUUGAGUAUAUAUUUGUUUAGCUUUAGCUUAGGUAUUUAUUUACUUGUAAUUUAUCAUCAUUUUAUUGAUUUUAAUAAAUUAUUUUAUAACUCUUUGUAGACCGUUUGUACAUUUAUGUACUGUGCCGUUUUGUACUAUUUUACUGGACAACCACUUGAAUGGCCCAGGUUUGCAUUAUACACCCUUAUGAUGUUAAUGGUAGGAUUGUUGUCACAGACUAUUGGUAUGCUUAUCGGAACACUCUUCAAUGACUUAAGAGUAAUUAUACAAAAUAGUUUUAAUUUAUAUUCAUAAUAAGUUUAUUAAUUUUUAACAAUUUAAAUAGUUCAGCACAAUUUUAACGAGUUUUUUACUUAUGCCUUGGAUGAUGUUUGGAGGUAUUUUUAUUAAAAUAUCUGAUACACCAGAAAUGUUUCGAUGGUUGUUUGACAUUUCUUUUAUGAAACACGCCAUGGAAGGAAUAAUGCAUUGUGUUUAUGGUUUAGAUCGCCCCAGAUUAUAUUGUCCCAAGGUAAGAUAUUCAUAUUGACUGCAAAUUUUAAUGUUCAAAAUUUUAUUUCUAAUUAUUAUAAAUUUUUCAGAUUUACUGUUACAACUCUUUGCCAUCAAAUGUAUUGAAAGGUCUAGAUAUGUCAGUUAACAAGUAUUGGUUCAAUUUUAUUAUUGUUACCAGCAUUUACUUUCUGUUAAAAGUGCUUACCUAUCUAGUGUUAAAAAAAAAAUUACAAAUGCACUACUGA